AUCUACCAAAGAAUUCUUGAGUUUUCAUCUAAAUUUUUAGUAAUGAAAUAUCUCAACGAAAUCUAAGAACAUACUUGGUUAAAAAAAAUGUAAGCACAUAAACAAAGAUAAGGUCCUGCACUUAAAACAAUCCUUUUGGAACCAAAUAAAACGGAAACCUAUUAUCACAUUUUCACGAAAACAAAAUAAUGUAUAUUUCAUGCUAAAAAGAACUUAAAGAAGAAAUUAAGCAAAUAGAUAAAAAAAAAAUUCCUCUUCAAAAGCGUACCCUCCAAAUGGAUGUUGUUCCUUCCCCAUUUUCAUAUCUAUAGGUCUCUUUCUCUCUCUCCUCCCUUUCUCUCUAUCCAUUCUAAUUCACAGCACAUAGACUCAUUUAAGUACCUUGCCUGUGUUGUCUUUCUCAACCAUUAGUCCUUUACUUCAAUAAAGGUACUCUCUUUCUCUCACUCUAUACAUUUAGAUUCAAACAUAGAUUCUCUUGAACAAAGACAUAUUGUACUAAUCACUAUUGCUGUUCUUUCUUUCAUUUUCUUGAUUUUGCAGGCUUAGGAAGAAAAAUAUUUUUUUCCUUUCCAUAAUAUUGAUUGUCUUCGUCAGUGUAACAGUAAUCUUUUCUUUGAUUUUAUUCUUUCUCUCAUUUUCGUCUCUUUUUCUUGAGUGUGAAGAAGAUUUUGGUACAAGUGUCCUUCUCAAAAAAUUGUUUUAGGAGUUUUUAAUUUAAUUUUGUUGCUUCAAAACCCCAAAAAGACAUGAACAACAGGUCUUUCAGUACUACCACCACCAUCAGUGAAGACUACAUGUUAUUCCCUUAUAAUGACCAUUAUUCCUCACAACCACUACUCCCUUUUAACCCUUGUUCUUCCAUCAAUGACAUCUUGAUUCACUCCAACUCCAACAUAUCAAGCAAUCCUCUUGACCAUCAUUAUCAAUUCUUACAAGCACCUUCUUCUUUUUCUCAAUUCGAAUUCGUCCCGGAUUUUGCCCUCGUCGCCUCUUUCCUCCCACAAAACAAUGGCCAUAAUGAUAACCAAACCAUCACCACCAAUGACCAUAAUAAUAAUCAUCAUCAUCAUCAUCCAUCACUUCUUCCCUUGAACAACCCUAUUGGAGAAUCUCUCGUUGAGCCCUUGGAGACGAUAGCCACUCACAUAGAAGAUUCCCAGAGAAUCUCAACUUCCCAAGACCCAAAAAUGAAUAAAGUCAAGAAACCAAGCAGAACGGAUCGGCACAGCAAGAUCAAAACGGCUAAAGGGACAAGAGAUCGUAGGAUGAGGCUCUCGCUAGAUGUCGCCAAAGAGUUGUUCGGCUUACAAGACAUGCUUGGAUUCGACAAAGCCAGCAAAACCGUUGAAUGGUUGCUCACACAAGCCAAACCCGAGAUCAUAAAGAUCACGAGCAGCCUUUCUAACCCGUUAAACCAUGGCGGCUUCAGCAGCUGCGAGGAGUCUCAAACCCGACCGGCGUUAGGAUCAAUGCACACAUCGUCUGAUCUGUGCAAGCUUUCAUCCAUGGGGACAGUCGAGGAUAGAGGCAGCAAUACUAACUCGACCGAAACAAGAGGAAAUAAGGUGGAUGGGAGAUCGAUGAGAGGGAAGAGAAAGAUGUUGCAAGCGCGAACGCCCAUUUUGAAGAAGUUAUCUAAGGACGAGAGAGCAAAAGCAAGAGAGAGAGCAAAGGAUAGAACAAAGGAGAAGUUGAUGAAGAGAAGAUCACAAGUAACUGUUUUGGAUGCAGAAGCUCAUAAUCAGCAUGAUGAGAUAGUAAAGAAUAAUAAAAGCCAUGUGAAUUGCAAGUCUUUUGAGGCUACGCCCUGCCAAGAAGAGACCGAAGAACUUCUUUGCAAGAACGAUGGUUUUGCAGUUUGCAAUGAAUUUGUGGUCAACAAAUUUAAUUCAUCAUUUCCAAUGCCUAAUCACCAUCGCAGCCAAGGGACAGUUAGCUCAAUAGAGAUUGAACGGCGCCGUUUUUUCGAUUGACAGAUUAUAUUAUUUGCCAAAUUUCAUUUGUUAGUUUGGUUACGUGCCUUGCAGCAGCAGCGUCAGUUUAUGGAUCUUCAUCACUUCUUGGAGAGACCAAGAGACCUCAUGUACAACUACCAUAAUAUGUGAUCGAUUUUACCGUUAAUUUUUAUACUCUGAAUCUUAAGUUUAUAUGAAGGCUUCCUCCUUCAUUUUAGUGUCACAUAUUAAAUUGAUGUAAAAUAAUCAAUGUAUUUUGUAGUAUAAUACUUUAAUUCUAUAAACGCAUUUUGUUAUAAUAUAUGCGUGUUGAGUUUGUCGA
Molecule: messenger RNA, 2280 nt
Organism: Brassica napus (rape)
Lineage: Eukaryota; Viridiplantae; Streptophyta; Magnoliopsida; Brassicales; Brassicaceae
Product: transcription factor TCP18
Exons: 4
Coding region: 750-1976 (408 amino acids)
Biological process (GO): regulation of secondary shoot formation
Cellular component (GO): nucleus
Molecular function (GO): sequence-specific DNA binding; DNA-binding transcription factor activity
Source: RefSeq, a predicted model, not a curated record